Messenger RNA from Pyricularia grisea, 4771 nucleotides. RefSeq lists its product as uncharacterized. The record is from RefSeq and is a predicted model, not a curated record. The coding region runs from base 1848 to 3929 and encodes 693 amino acids. NCBI's taxonomy places the organism in Eukaryota, Fungi, Ascomycota, Sordariomycetes, Magnaporthales, Pyriculariaceae. Gene Ontology annotation, cellular component: RSC-type complex; nucleus. Gene Ontology annotation, biological process: regulation of transcription by RNA polymerase II. The transcript has 2 exons. Gene Ontology annotation, molecular function: DNA binding; DNA-binding transcription factor activity, RNA polymerase II-specific.
CCAGAAAAAGACACUUUGAUUUUAGCUCUGGAGAUACGCUCAGACUGAGAGAGGGGCUUUUUUUUAUUUUAUUUUUUUUGGUCACUUUUCGUCUUUCAGUAUCUAUCUACCUUAGGUACCUAAGGUACCUACCUACCUACCCACCUUACCCAAAUGCGCUUUAUCAAACAUGUCAGCAUUGUUGUCGGCAUUUCAAUUGCAUCUCGAGUAAUAACUCUGACUGCCAUGCAUUGAACACUUCGCAUGAGGAUUGACAGCGACCAUUGAUACAUUUCAUAUCCUUCGCAUCAACUCUUCUUGUGGCUCGCGAUCAAUCUCGAUCCUUUCGAUGCCACGAUUUUCCUGCCGUUCCACGCCGAGUGGGGGUGCGGCUACGACGCUUGUGGUGCAAGCCAGGGCCAUUUUUUAUUUUGGUUUUUCUUGUCGCUCAUUUGAUUUCGAUCCGUGCAUCCUCCUCCUUGCAUUGACUCGCCAGGCGAUAUCAUUUCAACUGAACAUAACUAUCAAUGUAUCCCGUUACUUCCGACUACCUUUUUCUGGGAAGUUUUCUUUUCCGUCAUAUUCUCUAUCGAUUUUCCUAUUUGCUUUUAUUUUCUAUCGGUGUUUGUCUGCUAUCCCGUCAAGCACCAAAAAAAUGAUUCGUGCUGCUGAAAUGUUUUUCGUCUGUCUGCUUGCCUGUCGCCCGCCCCUCGAAUACCAAGAGUGAACGACUCCUGUCCAACACGUGUGUAGGCUGCGGGCGGCGCUAUGGGAGGGACCGGGAUGAGAGGCCAAGGUGCUAGCUAGGGUUGCACCGGCUAGGUCAGGGGCGUGGGUAUGCUGACAGGGCCUUGCCAGACAGACAAGAAAAAAGAAAAAAAAGGGUAGUAGCCCGUCCCCAGUUAUGGUCAAAUCAGCGCCGCUGGCGCCGAAUCACAACCAUGCCAGAAAGACCCCCCGCACAACAGGACAGGCGCUGGGCUCCCUUGCCCAAUUGCAACGAAAACUCCGGAGCUUUUGGCCAAAGGGCUUGCAAGCGCUGGCUGACUGCUGGGGCCCCGCCCGCCGGGAUAGGCAACCUGGGCGACUUACCUACUGUGCUAGUAGUAGAGACAUGGGUGCCGCCCCAAAUCUCCACCCCCCCUUUGGGUGCCUUGCUUCCAGGUCCAGGUUCAGGUCCAGGUCCAGGGCUUCUUCGGACCCAGACACAAGUCACCCUCCAACCCACCCCGAGUGAGCGAGCCAGAGAGGCUGUGAGGGAAGCAUGCGACAAGGGCGACAUCACAGUGGGCGACGGCUUCCCGUUUCUUCUAUUCGUACAUCGCACACCCCCUCUCUUCCUCUCCUUACCUACCACAUCCCAUCCUUCCCUACCGCCCUGCUUGCCUAGCGCCUGUCUCUCUGUUUACCUACUUCUGCUUCUGCAUCCUUUGCUGCUUGUUGGACUUUGAAUCCGGAGUCAAACCGAUGAUAGGGCUUCUUGGGCAGGAUUAUGGCUUUUGUUUCUUGACUUCUUCUUCCAAGACACUGACCUCUGCAACCCUCACCUUGCGCGCACGUUCCACUCAGACGGCCUGCGCCACUUUCGACUGCUCGUCGUCAUAAACAAACGAGGUCCCCCGAAUAUCGAACACCAAAUCUUGUUUGAUCCGGCACUGCAAACACCACGUUCGCUAUCGAACACCACACUCAUUUCCCGGACCGAGUCCGCUCAUCAGCUUGUUUUGGGUAUCUGACCCCUAGUCACUCUUUACACCAGGGAUUUCUGCCGCGGGGGUUUGUUUGCCUCACGACUAAGGGAGAUAGAAGGUCUAUCAAACUGCUUGGGAUUCAGAGAUCAGCGCAGUGGACAAACACCAAAGAAUAACAUGGACUAUAUGAACAUGUUCCAGGGCGGUGGCCAUCAGGCCGGCUACUUCGUCCCUCAGUACAACGCCAUGGGCCAGGCGGCACCUCAUCAACACCAAGAACGACACCAGGCUCAGCAACGGCAGCAGCAUGGCUACCCGUCCUUUCCGUACACGAACGAGCACUUGAUGGUGCUUGCGCAGAUGCAGCACCAGAGGACUAUGAUGGGCCAGGUGCACGAUGCGAGCCUUUCACCAACUUCGAAGCAGGAUCAGCCCAAGCCAAGGUUGUCAAAGGAUGAGGUUGAUCUUUUGGAGAAGGAAUUCCAAAAGAACCACAAGCCCACCAGUGCCAGGAAACGGGAAAUCGCAGAGCUACUGAAAGUUGACCUGCCAAGAAUCAAUAACUGGUUCCAAAAUCGGAGGGCAAAGGAAAAGGGAAUCAAAAAGACGCAAGAGUUCGCGGCGCGUCAAGCGGCAGAGCAGGCCGAGCAACAGUCUGAAUCGGGAUCAAUCAACAAGGACGACCAGGAUGGUGAAGGUAGCGAUGGUGAGAGCACCGAUAACGAUCACAAUCUUGCUCAGCCAUCAAUCGCGCCUUUCCCAGCCGAUAAUGUGUCAAUCAACAGCGGAGUGGAAGAGGAUGAUUCGACAAUGUCCACGACCAACAGCCAUACACCUGUAGAGGUGACUGUUAUGACGAAAGAGGACAUGGUCAGAGAUGGCGACGAGUAUCCAUCACCUCAGUCACUGCCAUUCCAGAGCACCGACCAGACUUCGGACUUUAACUUUCAACACAAUUUUGUCGCCUUGUCGGAGGACCAGGGUUUCAGCAGCGACUAUUCGCAGUCAGGCUUGCCUCUCAGUGGUCUGCCCGCCCAGUUCACCCACGAUGGAUUCUCAGUCUCGGACCAACUCUCCUUCGUCGGUCAGCAAUACACCAGCACCGUUGACAACGAUGCGAUAAUCGCUCCUACGCCGUCAUUCCCCUCGCAGCUGCUUGGACGUCUGGAAUAUCAGGAUAUGGAUCCCAACCAGGCGGCCUCAUCGUCUUUUGACUUGCAAGGCAUGCAGGUCGAGUCGCCCACUGCUAUGACGACCAUUCCAGAUGACGGGUCACCAAACUCGAUGCCCACGUCGCCACCAACUCCUUCAGACCUUCGAUUCAAGUCUCCUCCUCCGCCCGCAAACCUGGCUUCGCGAAGGAACAAGGGUGUCCCGGCCCAGCUCAACGCCACCGCUCUCCGAAGCUAUUCAUAUGGUCCCAAGACAGGUCUCGACCUUUCCAAGCGUGCCGACUGCCCGAGCCCCAUUCGUCGUAUCGCGUCAGCCACGGGCCCUAUGCCAGGCAGGAUCCAAAAGUCUCUGACCCUGGGCACGGGAUCUUCAGCUCCUCGCUCACCCAUGUACCUGGAGCGCACCAAGGACGCUUUGAUCCGCUCUUUCAGCAACACUCGCUCGCCAGUACCUCUCCAGCCCAUCAACACUUCCCUUUCGCCAAUGACACCUGGUGAGUACUACGGAAUGCCGGCAGCAACACAGGGAACCAGGGAGAACACAGUCUCGUCAAGCGCAUCGGACGAUGAGCAAAGCUUCGGUAUCGGUGCCAAUGGCGUGCAGCCUAACGCCUCUGCCCUCUUCUCGACGUUGAAGACACCACCUGGCACACCGGGUUUCAACAGUGGGUUUGUCUCAGACCAGCAACUCCCAACGAACCCAGUCAACACUUUCGAUGCCGCUUGGAACUUCAACCCACAGGAUGAGCCUCUGGUGACUCCAGGGCUGGGAAGCUUUGGAUCUGAGGAAUUCGCCAUGGCACCUCCGGCGCCCAGCUACAUCGGUGGUAGCAGCCAACCUCCCACGCCAUCAUACCCGCAUAGCAUCGGUCCCACAUACGGAGGCAGCUUUCCAUGGGGUUCUGCAGCCAUUUUCAAUGGUUCCAGGGUCGGCAUGCCCGGAGGCAACACCGAGUACAACUUUCCCGAAUCCUUCGUACCCGACACAUCCGACAUAUCUCCUAGUCUGUCUACCAAGGCCAGCAAGCAGUUCCAGUUCACACAGAAUGUGACACCAAGGGACUACAAUACGGGUGUCGAAAAGUGAAGCCCCGGACGGGAUCGAUCGCACAAUCAACGACCUCAUGCCCGCAUUUGCGCCCUGACAGUCAAGCACAUACAUGUAAUGAUCUUUGGAGUUUUUAUUUGCACAGCAACUGCUUUCUUCGAUUUGCGUUUCGGUUUUUUUUUGGUUUUUUUCUUUGACGUGGUCUAUAUCUGUACCAACAGUUUCCAUGUUCCUAAUUUCCUCGUUUUCCCUCUCGAUGCAUGCAUUUGUCUCAUAUCAUGAUUGAGCAAGCCAACCCCGUUUUGUGUUUUGUUUAUUCACUUUACUUUUCAUACAUGAUGAAAGACAAGCGCUCGCUAGAAACGACGCUUGUGAGUUUUGCUCUACUCAUUCAGCCUCCCCGCCACAUGACAUGCUACGCAUGACACUGGAGUCGGGGUGGCUACUUUCUUAUACGCAGCAAUUUUUGUUCCCCACACCCCUUUCUCGCACUCCUUUUUUCACUCUUAUUUUUCAUCCUUCCUAAUCUCUUUUAUGUGUAAUAUAAUGGGACUCAAAAGAAAGCGGCGGAAAGGACAUGGAGGAGAGGUGGAUUUGGAGGUGGCAUUUCGUGUUUUCUUUUUGGCUUUUUGUUAUUGUCGUCACUCAUAUUUCUGGCAGCGGGAAUAUAUUCACUGCCGACUGUGGCAUGUGAAAGGAACACUUUUGGGUUCAGUAUAUUGCGGAGAAUUGGGUUGGAAGUUUUUGGGUUGUACACAAUUGAGCGUUCAAGGUCUUUUUCUCAAAGCGAAGACGAUUAUCAGUGAAAUGAUAGUGAGCGAGCAUUUGGUUUUUAGGUCGAAAAUAUGAAGCUCACAGAUUCGAAAAACAGAAAAUAAGGA